AUGACUGAUACUGCUAAUUCAACUACUCUUAAUGCAUCACAAAAUGCAUCAGCUAACAACGCUGCUAAUACAAAAGGCAAGAAAACAAAAUCAAAUGCUGGAGCUGCAAGCAAAACCAAAAAAACAUCAUCAAAAGCUACAAGCAGUCAUCCAAAAUUUUCGGCAAUGAUUAAGAAAGCAAUAACCGAAUUAAAAGAUCGCAAUGGUAGUUCAAAAGUAGCUAUCUUAAAGUAUGUCUUAGCUAACUUUAAAGUCAAUCCAACAACAGCUAAUCAACAUCUUAAAGCAGCUUUACGCGCUGGUACAAAAAAUCAAACAUUAAAACAAACCAAAGGUAUUGGUGCAAGUGGAAGCUUUAAAUUAGCUGUAGCAGCCAAAAAGACAGCAGCAAAAGUUGCAAAGAAGAAAACAGCUAAAAAAUCAACUUCAACAAAACCACGUAGCCGAUCGAAAACACCAGCCGGAGCCAAGAAAUCUGGUGAUGCCAAAGCCAAAAAGCCACGAUCACCAAGCAAAGCUAAAUCAACUGAUGGUGCCAAGAAACGAAAAAGCUCAGCUUCGCCAACUAAGAAACCAGCAGCAAAGAAAGUAGCUGCUGCUCCAGCUGUUGCUAGUGCAGCAACUCCUGCUGUUGUUGCAACAAAGAAGGUUGAAAAAGUUGCCAAAAAGGCCAAAACAGCUGGUACAGUUAAACCUAAAGCAAAAGCACCAGCCAAAGCAAAAGCUGCAGGUAGUGCUAAAGCUAAAAGUCCAAAGAAGAAAGCAGCACCAAAAAAGAAAGCUGCAAGCAAACCCAAAGCAAAAGCUGCUUCACCAAAAAAAUCCGUUAAAUCAGCAACCGCAACGCCCGCUGCAACUGCAACGCCCGCAGCUGCUGCUACAGCUACAGCUACAAAUACAUCUACCGUUACCGUAGCAAAACCAGCAAAAGCUGCACGUAAAACUACAACAAAAAAAGCGAAAAGUCCAAAAAAAGUCACCGCAAGCAAGAAAUAA
Messenger RNA from Rotaria socialis, 996 nucleotides. The record is from the annotation of a GenBank genome assembly. Lineage: Eukaryota; Metazoa; Rotifera; Eurotatoria; Philodinida; Philodinidae.